Molecule: messenger RNA, 1024 nt
Organism: Lecanosticta acicola
Lineage: Eukaryota; Fungi; Ascomycota; Dothideomycetes; Mycosphaerellales; Mycosphaerellaceae
Source: the annotation of a GenBank genome assembly
AUGACCUCUUCAGCCGACGAACAGGGCAAAUCCCUCUCCACCCCGGAAUUCUGGAACGAGAGAUACGACACCCGCACCGACGACAAUCCCACCCACGAAUGGUUUCGCUCCUAUGAGUCCCUCUCCUCUUUCUUCCAAACCCACCUCCCAUCCGCCGCGUCGAAUCCCAAGAUUCUACAUCUCGGGAGUGGGGAUAGCGUGUGUAUCAUAAUUUUUUCCCCUCUAACCCCGCCCUCCUGUUCUUUUUGAAAAGAAAAAAUUAAAAAACCCCCCCCCCCCCCCCCCACACCUUCUCUCCUUUUACAGAUCAAUUUAGGGGGUAAAUUCAAAAGAAAAAAAAAAAAGAAACUCCGAGCUAACCAUCCCUUCUUCUUCCCUCCCAACAGACAAUCCCCUACGACCUAGCCCGCAAUCGGGGCUAUCGCGACCAAGUAUGCGUGGAUUUCUCCCAGGUAGUCGUGGACUUCAUGCAACGGAAGAACAAAUCCUCGAAUGACGAUAAUAAUGUUGUCGGUGGUGGUGAUGGUACUGUCUGGAAAUGGGCCGACGUGCGGAAUCUGCGGGAUACCGUGGCAGAUGGGAGUAUCGACGUGGCCUUUGACAAGGGCACCAUGGAUGCGAUGAUCCAUGGGAGUCCGUGGGAUCCGCCUGAGGAUGUGUGGGACAAUACGGGGGCUUAUGUUCGCGAGGUGAGUGAGUCCUUUUUUCCUUUUUCCUUUUCCCCAGUCCUAGCGAGUUGGGAAGUUUUUUUUUUCUUCGAUGGAUGGAAUCUUGAAUUCUUACUUUUUUCUUCUUCUUUGCUGCGUUCUAGGUCCAUCGGAUUCUUAAAAAGAAGGAAGAAGAAGGCGGUGGCGGUGGCGGUAGUGGUGGUGGCGGUGUGUUUCUCUACGUAACAUAUCGACAACCACACUUCAUCCGACCCUUGCUUCUGGGCAGAGGGGUCGAAUGGGAGGUGGAGAUGGAAGUCCUGGGCGAGGGGGGCAGUUCGUUUGAGUAUUUCGGGUGGGUUUUGAGGAGGAAAUGA